Molecule: messenger RNA, 1812 nt
Organism: Malania oleifera
Lineage: Eukaryota; Viridiplantae; Streptophyta; Magnoliopsida; Santalales; Ximeniaceae
Product: cytochrome P450 71A1-like
Exons: 2
Coding region: 23-1639 (538 amino acids)
Molecular function (GO): oxidoreductase activity, acting on paired donors, with incorporation or reduction of molecular oxygen; heme binding; iron ion binding
Source: RefSeq, a predicted model, not a curated record
AGGCCCAACUUGGAGAUUGGCUAUGGAAUUGCAUAACCUACAAGCCAUCAUCUUCCACCCCUUUUCCCUAUUCUUCUCAUUUCUCCCCUUCUCUCUCUACAAAUGGCUCCUCUUCUCCCUUUUCUUUUCCCUUCUCUUCUUUCUCUGCAAAUGGCUCUUCUUCUCCAUUGGAGCGCCUAAAAAAAACCUCCCACCCUCACCUCCAAAGCUCCCAAUCAUAGGAAACCUCCAUCAACUCGGUCUGAACACACAUCGUACUUUCCAUGCCAUGGCCCAACGUUAUGGCCCGCUCAUGCUACUUCACCUUGGUAGGUCACCGACCCUUGUGGUCUCAUCUGCGAAUACAGCUCGUGAGAUUAUGAAAGUCCAUGACACUGUCUUCGCCGAUCGAGCCAAAUUGAGCAUUAUGCAAAGAAUUUUAUAUAAUCAAAAGAAUGUUUCCAUCUCGCCAUAUGGGCCAUAUUGGCGACAAAUGAAGAGUAUAUGCAUAACACAACUUCUGAGCUCAGUUAGAGUCCGAUCAUUUAGAGACAUCAGGGAAGAAGAGACGACUCUACUCAUGAAAAAAAUUGAAGAAUAUUCUUAUGCUACGUUUGACAAGACAAAGUUAAAAUCUUCGUACUCCCAAACACAACACAAUCAUAUAUUAGGUUCGAUGAAUUUAAGUGAACUUUUUACUUCACUUAGUAAUGGAGUUAUUUGUAGGGUUGCUUUUGGGAGAAAGUAUGAAGAACAAGGUGGGAGAAGGUCUAGGGACCAAGUAGAAGAGAUGGGCGCUCUUUUCACUACUUUUAAUAUGAGUGAUUUCAUUCCAUGGCUUGGCUGGGUGAAUUAUGUUAAUGGUUUGAAUCGAAGAGUUGAGAAGUUGUUCAGAGAGGUUGAUGUUUUCCUUGAUCAGAUAAUUGAUGAUCAUAUGGUUCGGGGAAGUAAAGAGAAAGUAGACUUUGUGGAUAUUUUGCUUGAGAUUCAAAAGAAUAGCCCAGAUUGUGAAGAUUUCAUGAGACGGGAAAACAUCAAAGCUAUAAUCCUUGAUAUGUUUACUGCUGGAACAGAUACCUCUUCUGCGGUUCUGGAAUGGGCUAUGACAGAGCUACUGCGACACCCACAAGCCAUGGAAAAAGUACAAGAAGAAGUUAGAAGGAUUGAUCAAGGUAAAUCACUAGUAACCGAGGAUGAUAUACAAGAAAUGCACUACCUGAAAGCAGUAAUCAAAGAGACCAUGAGACUACAUCCUCCACUUCCAUUGCUUGUUCCACGAGAAUCCAUUGAAGAUGUCAAAGUACAAGAGUAUGACAUUUUGGCGAAGACGAGAGUAUUUAUCAAUGCUUGGGCAAUUGGGAGGGAUCCCGAAUCUUGGGAAGAAGCUGAGGAGUUUAGGCCAGAGAGAUUCUUGAACAAUCUUAUCGACUUUAAGGGACAUGAUUUUCAGCUUAUUCCAUUUGGAGCUGGAAGACGGGGGUGCCCUGGAAUUACGUUUGCCAUUACCAUUAUUGAGCUUGUGUUAGCUAAUAUUUUGCGCAAGUUUGAUUGGAUGGUACCUGAAAAAUUAGGGAAGGAAGGUUUAGACAUAACUGAAUCUUCUGGAAUGAGCACUCAUCGACAAUUUCCCCUCAUUGUUUCUGUAAGGCGUCAAUGGUAGUAGGUUGUGAAUCUUUUGUUUCCUCUUCAUAUUUCUAGCACUGUUGUUUGAGAGGAAGAUAUUUUAUGUUGGAAGUUUCAUAUAAUUCAAACCUUGAAAAUAGAUGUUGGGGAUGGGCUAUCCCACUGUGUAAAAAAAUAAGUAUGAAAUGAAAUAAUCUAAUUAAUUCUGUA